Messenger RNA from Symsagittifera roscoffensis, 3324 nucleotides. RefSeq lists its product as uncharacterized. The transcript is spliced from 3 exons. The record is from RefSeq and is a predicted model, not a curated record. The coding region runs from base 1 to 3099 and encodes 1032 amino acids. NCBI's taxonomy places the organism in Eukaryota, Metazoa, Xenacoelomorpha, Acoela, Convolutidae.
AUGGAGGGGGAACAGCUACGUAAAAUACAUGGCUCUUCAAAUGACAAAUACGACGAAGGCGUGGAUAAGUCAACAGAGUACAAACACAUGAACAAACUAACCAGCGAGCUACAGACGAAGUUGAAUCAAAGCAAUGUGCAACUGCAAGACAUCACCACCAAGUAUAAAAUGGUUAAAGUUGAGUUAGAAGUGCUGAAAACGAAGAAGACCUCGGCUAAAGAUACUUUGUCUAAAAAGAAACAAGUUCAGUUUUCUGAGCCGAAGAAAGCGACCGAGACUAGCCGUCAACAAGCGAUAGUAGAAGAUGAAAUGAUAUUUGAGAACAGAGCUCAAGUUUGUUCAACGCCCGAACUAGAUAGUCCUAAGAGUCAGCCCGAUUUUCCGGACUCAAAGUCUGCUGGAGAUGUUAAGAAAAACUUCCUGUUGGGUAAACUGAAGGAAGUUCUGAAACAACUGGAAACGACCAAAUCACAGUUGGCGACGCAAGAAAGCGAAACUUUGAAGCUCCUCGGAGAAACUAUUCAUCUUAAGGAGAAAAUCGCGCAACUCGAAAGCAAGGAUAAUGAUUUAGUCGGAAAAGAAAAAGCUGAAAACGAAAUAGUUUUGAAGACAAUGAACAAAAAAAUUGCUGACAAAGAUUUGGAAAUUAAGGUUUUAAAAAGUUCGCAGCAGGAGAAGAUGAAGAAAAUCGAAAACCUGACGAAAGAGCUCAGAGAUGCUGGAUUUGAGAACCAGGGUCUGACAAAGCGCCCGAGAGAUGCUUCAAGAGAUAAAGGAAACAGUCCAGAAGUUGGGAAACUUCAUCUUAAAGUCAACCAAUUGGAAAAAGAAUUGGCGUUGGCGAAAUCAAAAGCGCAAAAAUCGUCGCCUGAUUGUGAACACGAUUUUGAAACAAAACAGCUAACGGAACAAAUUGAGUCUCUGAAACUUCAGCUGAAAAAAAUGGAAGAUUUGAAUUCGGCAAUGAAAUCUGAAAUCGUCAACUUGAAAAAUGCUGAAACAGAAGAGCAGAAUAGUUUUGACGGAGAAAGUCUCAAAAUCAAAAUAUCGCAACUCAAUCGAGAAAUUCAGGUUAAAAACAAUCAAAUUGGUGUUCUGGCAAAUGAAGCAAAUGAAAAUCAAACAAAAAUCAAGAAAUUGUCCAAUGAAAAAAGCCAGUUGCAUAAAGAGUUACUUGAAACGAAAGUUGAACUUAAAGAGCAGACAGAAAUACUUGCUAAAACUGAGAGCAAUAACCAGAAAUUGUUCGAAGAAAUAGAUUACAUUCGACAAAAUGAAGAUCAAAAAGCGCCCCAAAACGACUACAGUGAUGGUAAAAACAUGGCAAUAAAUGCAUACCUUGAGGUAGAAUUGCAAAAAGCAAGACAAAACGUUUGUUCACUUCUGGAAAAACGAGAUAUUGGCCAUUUUUACGACCAAGAUUUAGAUGGUCUUGUUAAUACUCUGCAUGAAGAUUUUAUUAGGGAAUUAGAGCGGGAAAAAGAAAUUUCAUGGCAUGAAAACCAAAUGUUGGUUCGACGACUAGAUAACAGUGAAAAGUUGUACGAUGAUGCGACUGCUUGUAAGAACAUCCUCCGAAGACUUCUAAGCAAACACAAUAUGGCGUUCAGCAAAUCUAGCUCUUUAGAAGAUCUGGCUAGGAAAACGGAAAUUUUGACUGAUGGGUUCAAAAUCCAACCUCAGCUACCGAUCCAAGCGCAGCCGAUUCAAAAACGUGGAAGGAGCUUGACUAGCUUCCUGAAGAGUUCGAAAGAGAUAAAGAGAUCAAAGAGUAGCGGUAACUUCGAAUCUUCGCAGGUGGACAUCGCGAGCUCGUUCAUGUCGCCUAUGAGCAGCGAAAACCCAUACCCAUCCGGUGGAAUUUUCAGGGACUUUACCAAACUGUCAUCAGAACAAAUAUCGAUGGAAAACAAGUACGAAAAUCAACAGCAAGAGGCCGACGAAAUUAAAAGGAACUUGGUCAAAAUUCUGAAAAUUUUGAAUAAAGCUCCUGAAUAUCCAAAGCCAGCGCUUCAAAUGGUCAAAAUCAUUCAAUCCGAAGUCGAACAUCAGCAUCAUAAUCGCAACAGUCAGCAUCAGGAAGAAGGCAACGACCGAGAGCGAAAAAAUUCAGAUGAUGAAGCGUACGCCCAAGAGUUGACGAAAGAACUAAACGAGAUUCAUUCGAAUUUAUACGCGUUGCUGCACUCUGCUGGAUUCGAACCGGAUCCUAGUGUGAGCUCGGGUAGAAUGUCAGAAAUUGCGAAAAACAAAGUGAACGAAAAGUUGACAAGCUUAAGAAAAAUUGCCAAAGAAUUCGAGAAAGAUAACCGAGACCUCGAAAAUGAAAACCGCCAGCUAAGAAACGAAAUUAGUGAGCUGAAAAUGGAAAAGUCUUCUAUUGGUCCAAUGAUGAAAGAGCCGAAAAGUUUCAACGAAGAAGCUUCGGAAAGUUUCACGGCGCCGGCGCUCUUUUAUUUAGAAGACGACGAUCACAAAUUCAACACCGUUAAAAAGAACAAAGAAGCGGAAUUGCAAAAACAGAUUUUCAGUCUCAUUGAUGAAAACACGGAACUGCUUGAAACCAAAAAGCAUUUGCGAUCUGAAAUUAAAGCGCUUAAAGAACAAACUAAAUUCAGCCCCGGUUCAAGAGACAAUGUUGAAGAAAAACUGCGCGCAAAAAUUGCAAAUUUGCAGGACGAGCUUCAAAGUAUAAAAGAGCAGCACGAUGAAGGUAGCAACCAAAACUAUGCAAACCUCGAACAUCAGUUGAAGCUAGAGAGGUCAAAGGUCACACAUCUUGAGAACGAACUUGUGAAAUCUUCUGAGCUGACUAUGAACUGGACAGGCAUUUCCGAAGACACGCGUCAGAUGCAAAGGUUGGAGCGUAAUAGUGAUAUUGCAAAUGCUAAAUUGAUGGGUCAAAACGAAACCAUAAAACGUCUGCAAAUGGAAAUGGGCGACAUGCAAAAACUGGAAAGGAAAGUCCAACAACUUGAAAUGGAAAACGAGAUUCUGACUUCGAAACUCGAUGAAAACGAGGGCUUUGCCGACCAAAUGGAAAAUCCGUUCGAAACCAUCAGACCGCGAAGCCGUAGUAUGACUUCAAGAAAGAUAUGAUCCAACACCAUGAAGAGGAGUCGUCUGGUUCGAGCGACAUGGAACAAACUGAACUCGAGAUACAGGCGGCCUGAACUAAUAUACGAGAAAAGAAGGAUCUCGCAUUCGGCGAAAAACAACAGUUGAAUACAGUAUCAAUGAUCAAUAAGCACAUCUUAGACUUUAGCGAUUUAAAACUUACUAACCACAAUAGUCAGUGGCGCGAUGCUUAAGAAUUUGCUUCCA